GGUACCGUACAGAAUGCUUUUCUAAAGCCCCAGAAGUCGCGAGAUCGAGGGCUCUUAAGUAUUCUUGCCUUGGGCUGAGGUUCUGAUUCAGCGACUGGAGAUGAAGGAGCACUCGUUUACCUGCUGAUGGUGCCUUUCUUCAGCGCGCUUCAGCGCCGCAGCGUCCACUGCUCCAUGGACUAUAAAGGACGUCUCUGUUGCAUGUCUUCUUUCCUUAUCCAUGCCCGCUUGUUCCCUUAACCGUCUCUCUUUUCCGCAGAAUGGGCCCUUUAGCUAUUUAUGCCAUUACCGCUGGCGGUAUUUUCACUGUUCUUUUGUUGAUCCGGGCCUUCUCCCUCCUCGCCAGCUGUGGACAUUUUUUUUCUCUCAUUGUGUCUCAACAUUUGACGCUACCCUUUGUCAUUCGAAGACAUCGGUUCUUGGGUCCAUGGACCAGAGCCGGUGUGUUUCUUUAUUUAUCAUAUACUGCAACCAACAUUUUUCUUGUCUUCUUCAAAAUCAAGUCGUUGGCUGGCGCUGGUCGCCGGGCCGGAGAAUUGGCCUUGAUCAACUUGAUUUUCCCUUUGUCCACUCUCCACCUAAGCUACCUAGCAGACCUCAUGGGUAUCAGGUGGGACACUUGUCGCAAGAUCCAUCGUGCUACUGGCUGGAUGGCUGUUGCCCUGCUAUCAUUUCACAUUAUUGUGGCCGCUCAAGCCUCCGACUUCACGUUCCCACUCCGCGAAGAGCAAAACCUUUUUACUAUGCUCGCCGCCAUCGCACUGGGCGUCCUUGCCCUGCAUUCCAUUCCGUGGUUUCGUCAAUGGUCCUAUGAGAUCUUUCUCCGGUGUCAUCAGAGUCUCACAGGGCUGUUUGUCUACGGCGUCUGGCAGCAUCUCCCAUCACAGAGCCAUUCCUCAAAGAUAUAUUUGCUCAUCGCGUUGGGGAUUUUUACGCUGACUUUCCUCUUAGAGCUGGUGACCCUACUGUAUCGAAACGGCCUGUUCGCUGGCCGUGGAGCUCCUAGGGCCAUUGUGUCAUUUAGCGCGAGCAAUUCGCCGGAGGAAGGGUCAGUGGUAAACGCUGUCCAUGUCCGUGUUAUCUUACCUCGGCCUGUGAAAUUCGAGGCUGGACAGUAUAUCAACCUUUGGAUACCGUCAAUCAGUCUCUGGUCGUGGACGCAGACACACCCUUUUACGGUCACGUCGUGGUCCAAAAGUCGGCAAGAUAUUGUGGAGCUUUUGGUGAGACCACGCAAUGGUCUAAAUGCCGAUCUUCUCCGUUAUGCAUCUGUUGGUGCGGAGAGCUCGAUUUCAUUCCUGGCUUUGUUUACUGGCCCUCAUGGAGUCAGUGAAGAAGUUAGCCAGUAUGAAAGUAUUCUCGUGGUGGCUAGCGGAUCCGGGAUCGCCGUGGUAAUUCCAUACCUAAAGAAAAUGAUCUACGGCUAUAAUACCUGCACCUCCCAGGUUCGCCGGCUACAUUUGGUGUGGCAGGUAGAGUCAGUUGACAUGAUGACCCCCGCCUUGGCCCUGAUAAAUAACCUCCUGAAGGAUGAUAUCAUGGAUGAUGGCUAUAUAUUGCAUAUCUCGAUUUACGUUAGGGAUGGCCUCAAGCAGAAUGGAUUACCGUUCGGUCAGCAUAAACGAGUCUAUUUCUACCAGGAAGUGCCUAAUUAUCGAAACAUUAUUUCACUCGAGGCAUCCGGCGACCAGAUCGAGAGGCUGCCCAACACCUGGGAUGAGCAAGGUCGGAUGUUAGUGAUGGUCUCUGCGACGAACGAUCUUCGGGAUCACAUCCGGAAGAUUGUACGAGAAUACGUUCAUCAGGGUGUAAAGCUUUCUGAGUUAGAGUACCAGCCCAGAAAUGAUUAAACAUACGUUCAAGCACGGAAACUGAGAUUGGGUCGGUCUAGAGAAACUGAGAGCGUUGAUGUGUCUAGUGGACGCCUUGGGGGGAAAAGAUCUGGAGAAAAAGGGUUCGAACUUG
Molecule: messenger RNA, 1965 nt
Organism: Aspergillus calidoustus
Lineage: Eukaryota; Fungi; Ascomycota; Eurotiomycetes; Eurotiales; Aspergillaceae
Source: the annotation of a GenBank genome assembly